Molecule: messenger RNA, 2103 nt
Organism: Zingiber officinale
Lineage: Eukaryota; Viridiplantae; Streptophyta; Magnoliopsida; Zingiberales; Zingiberaceae
Product: nodulation receptor kinase-like
Exons: 12
Coding region: 228-1895 (555 amino acids)
Biological process (GO): protein phosphorylation
Molecular function (GO): protein kinase activity; ATP binding; protein binding
Source: RefSeq, a predicted model, not a curated record
GGAGCGAGAGCGAAACGAAGACCUGAUAUUUUGUCCCAUCCUCGCUCCUCUUCUCUCUGCUAGAUUCCGAUUCCGGUGUCAUUGGCCUCUAGCGCGGACCAAACCAUCGGCGACCUCGUCUCAUCCCUCCACGGCGAUUCGUCGCGAUCAGGAUUCCCUCUUGUGAUGGAACUCGGCGCCGACGCCGGCGAUGACUGUGACAGGGCUCGGAUGCUGGCCCAGCUAUUAUGAUGAUCCUUUGCUUUCUCCUCUUGAUGCUAUUCGCUCGUGUAAAUAGUCAGCAAGGUGAUGUCAAAACAGAGACUUAUGUACUGGAUGCAGCAGAGCAGCUUAAGAAUGAACUUCUCAGGUCGAAUCAAGGAAACAAAAUUUUUGCAAAAUGGUUUGGGGAUCCAUGCUUCCCUUCCCCAUGGCAAGGCUUCCAUUGUCAAAUGUUAAACCAUUCGUUAACUAUCACACAACUGAAUCUCUCAUCAAACAAUUUGCAAGGAUCAGUUCCAGCAUGCAUCAGUGUCUUAUCAGAGCUAAAGGAGCUGUAUUUACAGAAUAAUAACUUCACAGGGUCCAUCCCAGAAUCUUUUGUGUCACUCCGCCAAUUAUCAAAGCUGUCCAUAGAAUGCAAUCCACACUUGCAGGAUCAACUUCCUCUUGGUUUACUAAGAGGCAAUGUUACUGUAAGUUCUGGAAACUGUCCCAGUACAGAAGCUUUCGAAGCCACUUCUCAUAACAAAGUUUAUUUCAUACGAGCUGGUGGAUCUCUUUCUUUCAUUUGUGCACUUGGUACUUUCUUCAACUGUUUCUACAAACGGGCCCAUCGCUCUAGAAGAAGAGAACACCUGGAAAUUGAAAAUCCAGUUUUCUCAGAGUUUAGCUUUCAUGACCUUUCAAUAAGUCUGGUAGUACAUCAGUUUACUCUUAAAUAUAUAGAAACAGCAACAUGCAACUACAAAAUUUUGAUUGGAGAGGGUGGUUUUGGAUCUGUUUACCGUGGCAUUCUCCCACAUGGUCAAGAAGUUGCAGUAAAGGUUCGGUCAUCCACAUCAGUUCAGGGAACUCGUGAAUUUAAUAAUGAGGUAAAUCUUCUUUCAACAAUCAGGCAUGAAAAUUUGGUACCGCUUCUUGGUUACUGCUCUGAAAACGAUCAACAAAUACUUGUUUAUCCUUUUAUGUCAAAUGGUUCUCUGCAAGAUAGACUAUAUGGGGAAGCAGCAAAAAGGAAGACUCUUGAUUGGCCAACUAGACUUUCAAUCGUGCUUGGUGCUGCCAAAGGUUUGUUGUACCUGCAUACUUUUUCUGAGCGGUGCAUCAUACAUAGAGAUGUGAAAUCAAGCAAUAUUCUUUUGGACCAUAGCAUGUGUGGCAAAUUGACUGACCUAGGUUUUUCUAAGUACGCACCACAAGAAGGAGAUAGUGGCGCUUCAUUGGAAGUAAGAGGAACUGCUGGAUACUUGGAUCCUGAAUAUUACUCAACUCAAGUGCUAUCGGCUAAAAGUGAUGUCUUUAGUUUUGGGGUGGUUCUUUUAGAAAUCGUCACAGGAAGAGAGCCUCUUAACAUACACAGGCCAAGGAGCGAGUGGAGCUUAGCUGAAUGGGCGAGACCAUAUAUAAAAGAAGCGAGGAUUGAAGAAAUUGUCGACCCCAAUAUAAAGGGACAAUAUCAUUUAGAAGCAAUGUGGCGAAUUGUUGAGAUAGCAUCUUGUUCCGUUGAGCCAGUUGGGAGCUUCCGACCGAAUAUGAUUGACAUCAUACGAGAAUUAGAAGAUGCACUUAUAAUUGAGAACAACGCAUCGGAGUAUAUGAGGUCAAUUGAAAGCAUGGGGUCUAACCGCUUCUUGUCACUCGAAAGAACAAGAAGCAAUGCUUCUACAAUUGUACCAAGCUCAGUUCCAAAGUGAACCAUCACCAAAUUUUCGCCCCAUAUCUGAAAUAAAUAAUUCAACGACUAUUAAACAAGGAUCAGCAAUAAAUAUAUGGAACUUGAAAGAUUCCUCAUACUUUUCCUGUGUUUUGAGACUAAAUUAAUAGUGUCUUUUGUCUCGACAAGCGAUGUAGCUUCCUGCGAGUUGAAUUAUAUAGAUGGAUGGUUUUCCAUGAGUUGUUGCA